AUCUUAUAGUUUCAUGGAACAUACAGUCUUUGAAGAAAUGGUCAGAUGCUCAACUACAGAAUUAGAAUUCUUAUCAGUGUGUGGAGACAUGAGGGUGUAAACCUAGACUGGGGGAUUAGGGACACAGUCCUAGGAAUGAGGAAAAUCAGAUGACUUGGACGAAAAGAGAGAUCAAGGUGGUAAGAAGGUACCCAGCAAAGGGCUAACGAUGGAGUUAAGGGUGGAGAGGUAGAUGGGGGACAGAACUUGUAGAGCCUUGUAGGCUGUACUGUGAUUUUGUUCUUCAUCCUAAGGGCUUUUGGAAACUUUGAAGAGUGUCAAGAUGAAAUUGAUUUGUAUUUUACACAGACAACGUUAGUGUAGAGGGUGAAGGAGCGCUGCAGGGAGAAUGGAUGGUGGAGGGGGUAGAAGGCAAGUAUCACAGGAAGCAGAAGCCGCAGCUCUCCAAUGAGGUGGUUAAAGUCACUGGUGGCCACUUUGUUGUGGGGGAAACUGAGAAUGUCAGGGAGGGAUGUUUCCCCGAGAAGCCAUGUUAAUGUUUUGCCUGGUUCUUUUUAGUUGUGGUCUAGGCCAGGGGCCUGUGAUGAUUUUGCUUAGUUAAAUUAGACGGAUGGUUUGCUUUUGUCCUGUAGUUGAGCAGGAGUGAGUUUUUUUGUUUUUGCUUUGUUUUUUUUCUGUUUUGCCAGCUUCAUGUAAUCUUGACUUUUUUUCAACUCCCAGAGGAAUUUCAAAGGGUCUAAUUUCACUAAUUAUACACUUCCUCUCUACAGCCUGCCAGCACUUUUUCCAUUUUUAAAUUACGGUGGUGCUGUGUAUUUUAUCUGUAUGAUAUCAAGGUCUCAAUAAAUUGUUAUGCUAUGGUAAGGCUUGCUGGUUAUCUGGUUUAUGUUCUCUUUCUUUGGACUUUGUCUAGCACUUAGGAUUUUCAGUGUAAGCUACCAUAAAUCUUGGAACUAACCCUUUGCCUGGUAACCUUUUUUAAAAUUUUUUUUUUAAUUUUUAAAGAUUUUUUGGCCGCACUGCAUGGCAUGCAAGAUCUUAGCUCCUUGACCAGGGAUCGAACCCAUGUCCCCUGCAGUGGAAGCAUGGAGUCUUAAUGGCUGGACUGCCAGGGAAGUCCCGCCUGAUAACAUUUUUGAUAAGUGAUCAUAGAUAAAACAAGUUUCUCAGGCUAAAGAAAAAAAGAAAUUAGUAGAGUCCCUUAUAAUUCAGUUGAUGCUGGCUUGAUGAAAGAUUAUAAGCAUUCCUUAAAGUUUUUGUUUAAAUCUUAGAUAUGUUGCUAUGUGUCUAAAUACAUAGGUAAUUCUUAAUGUUCUUUUAGCAGCAUUUUUUUCAGUCUCAUGAAUUUAAGUGACAUUUGAGUUUUAGAAGUUUGAAAUCCACAGAAGCAAUUAGUAACUCUUGAUUCAUGAUUUACUAGAUAAAUAGAUUCAAUCUGGUCAUUUUAUUCUCAGAUGAUUAGAAUUCUGAUGAAAGGAGGGCUGGAGAAUCAAUGCAUGCAAAGUAGCCAAAUAGAUUAAAAGAGUAAUUCGCUUAUUGAUUAAAAUUUAGCAGUAGAUAGCAAGCAUCUCUCUGAACCCACUCCUAAGAUUAAAGAGAAAAUUAGAAUGAAGCGCAGCUAUUUUUAAAGAAACCAGUCAUAUCAGUCAUUCUCACCAAGGUUUUAGUUCUUGUGUUUUGAGAAAAUGAAGAGGCAGGCAAAAUAUUUUAUUACCUACUGAAUUUUAUAAAAUCCUUAAAGAAUAAGUGAGAAGAGUGUUGAAAAAGUUGGCUUUUUUUUUCUCUUUAACUUUGCUACGUUACUUGUGAACUUUUUCCCUUGACUUAGAAAAGGCCACCUUUAUAUCUGGGAAGAAAUCCCACAUUGUCAUUCUUUUACUCCCACUUGUGGUGCUCUACUGGCACAUCUCUGUGUUCUUUUGGUGACAACUUUUUAGGUCAUUUGCAGAGUAUCCCGCAUGGUCUUUGGGGUUCUGUCAUGCCUUUCAGGCUGAUCAUAUGGUAUUAACGUAUAUGGUAAUGUACUUUUCUCUUUCUUUUUCUUUUUUUAAAAAUUUUAUGUAUUUUUGGCUGCGUUGGUUCUUCAUUGCUGCACGUGGGCUUUUCUCUAGUUGUGGCGAGUGGGGGCUACUCGUCGUUUCAUUGUGUGGGCUUCUCACUGCGGUGGCUUCUCUUAUUGUGGAGCACAGGCUCUAGGUGAGUGAGCUUCAGUAGUUGUGGCUCGUGGGCUCUAGAGCUCAGGCUCAGUAGUUGUGGCACACGGGCUUCAGUAGUUGUGGCUCGUGGGCUCUAGAGCUCAGGCUCAGUAGUUGUGGCACAUGGGCUUCAGUAAUUGUGGCUCGUGGGCUCUAGAGCGCAGGCUCAGUAGUUGUGGCACACGGGCUUAGUUGCACCGCGGCAGGUGGGAUCUUCCUGGACCAGGGCUCGAACCCGUGUCCCCUGCAGUGGCAGGCAGAGUCUUAACCACUACGCCACCAGGGAAGUCCCUAUGGUAAUGUACUUUUCUAGUGUACACUAAUUUUUAAUAAUUACCUAUACUAACUAAUUGAAAAAUAGACAUUAUUGCAUUUCUCAUCAGGGUAAUUUCAUUUUUCCAAUGAAGUUUUGCAGUGUUUUUUUUUUUGCUGUAUGCGGGCCGCUCAUCACUGCGGCCCCUUCUGCCGUGGAGCACAGGCUCUGGACGCGCGGGCCCAGCGGCCGUGGCCCACGGGCCCAGCCGCUUCGCGGCACGCGGGAUCCUCCCGGACCGGGGCAUGAACCCGCGCCCCCUGCAUCGGCAGGCAGACCCCCAACCACUGCGCCACCAGGGAAGCCCCUUGCAGUGGUUUUAUGGCUGGUGGGGUAGCAGGUGUCUGUGUUGACUUGAUAUUAUUUCCUCUGGAUACCAUUAAAACCAGGCUGCAGAGCCCCCAAGGAUUUAAUAAGGCUGGUGGUUUUCGUGGAAUAUAUGCUGGCGUUCCUUCUGCUGCUAUUGGAUCCUUUCCUAAUGCUGCCGCCUUUUUCAUCACCUAUGAAUAUGUGAAAUGGUUUUUGCACACUGAUUCAUCUUCGUAUUUGAUGCCUGUGAAGCAUAUGUUGGCUGCCUCUGCUGGAGAAGUGGUUGCUUGCCUGAUUCGAGUUCCUUCUGAAGUAGUUAAGCAGAGGGCACAGGUAUCUGCUUCUUCAGGAACAUUUCACAUUUUCUCUAACAUCUUAUGUCAAGAGGGCAUCCAAGGAUUAUAUCGAGGCUACAAAAGCACUGUUUUAAGAGAGAUUCCUUUCUCAUUGGUCCAGUUUCCCCUGUGGGAGUCCUUAAAAGCCCUCUGGUCCUGGAGGCAGGAUCAUGUGGUGGAUUCUUGGCAGUCAGCAGUCUGUGGAGCAUUUGCAGGUGGAUUUGCAGCUGCAGUCACCACGCCUCUGGACGUGGCAAAAACCAGAAUCAUGUUGGCAAAGGCCGGCUCCAGCCCUGCAAGUGGGAACGUCCUCUCUGCCCUGCAUGGUGUCUGGCGGACACGGGGGCUGUCGGGAUUAUUUGCAGGUGUCUUCCCUCGAAUGGCAGCCAUCAGUCUGGGAGGUUUCAUCUUUCUUGGUGCUUAUGACCAGACGCGCAGCUUUCUGUUGGAACUUGGCAGAGAGAGUCCAUGAAUCACAGACAGCCCCUGCCUUCAAGAAAGGGUCCUGCUGUGAGAACUGUUUCCCCUCCGGUGAGCAGCUGUUUGGCCAUCUAAACAACAAAACGCAGCGCUCAAGUCCAGUUCUGCUCAGAUUACGACAUGGAGAACGCAUCUUCCGUGCUGCAGGCUGGCCGGGAUGACGUCAUCGGCCUGGUUCCCAGAGUUCAGAGAGAAAAUGAUGUCCACAGCGGUACUUUGAACAGUUUUCUCAGAACCCCUUAAUAAACAAGUGUGGCAACGCUGA
Messenger RNA from Orcinus orca (killer whale), 3897 nucleotides. RefSeq names its product solute carrier family 25 member 26 (gene SLC25A26). The coding region runs from base 2830 to 3624 and encodes 264 amino acids. Gene Ontology annotation, cellular component: mitochondrial inner membrane. The transcript has 10 exons. NCBI's taxonomy places the organism in Eukaryota, Metazoa, Chordata, Mammalia, Artiodactyla, Delphinidae. Gene Ontology annotation, biological process: transmembrane transport. Gene Ontology annotation, molecular function: S-adenosyl-L-methionine transmembrane transporter activity. The record is from RefSeq and is a predicted model, not a curated record.